AUGGGAAAAGCCAAGAAGACGAGAAGAUUUGGACUUGUCAAGCGGACGUUGAAUGCCAAAAAAGAUGUGAGGCUCAAGGCUAACCAAGCCAAAGUAACUGGAAGAGACGACCCAGAACUUACCAAACACGUUCCGCAGGUUUCUAGUGCGUUAUUCUUCCAGUAUAAUCAAGCUAUCAAGCCGCCCUACCAAGUCCUGAUAGAUACCAAUUUUAUCAACUUCUCGAUACAAAAGAAAAUAGACUUGGUAAGAGGUAUGAUGGAUGCGCUGCUGGCGAAAUGCAUACCGCUUGUCACAGACUGCGUGAUGGCGGAACUGGAGAAACUGGGGCCAAAGUACAGAAUUGCCUUGAAGCUGGCACGUGAUCCACGUAUUCAAAGACUAAAUUGUAGUCACAAGGGCACUUAUGCCGAUGACUGUAUUGUGAACCGUGUGCUUCAACACAAGUGUUACAUUGUUGCCACAAAUGAUGCUGGUUUGAAACAGAGAGUCCGUAAAGUGCCCGGUAUCCCGCUCAUGAGCGUGGGCGGUCAUGCGUAUGUGGUCGAAAAGCUGCCGGACGUCUUUUAA
Lachancea nothofagi CBS 11611 is the source of this 570-nucleotide messenger RNA. The record is from the annotation of a GenBank genome assembly. Lineage: Eukaryota; Fungi; Ascomycota; Saccharomycetes; Saccharomycetales; Saccharomycetaceae.